Lonchura striata (white-rumped munia) is the source of this 1888-nucleotide messenger RNA. It is a transcript of the gene SHISA8, whose product is annotated as shisa family member 8. Gene Ontology annotation, cellular component: AMPA glutamate receptor complex; postsynaptic membrane; dendritic spine membrane. Lineage: Eukaryota; Metazoa; Chordata; Aves; Passeriformes; Estrildidae. The record is from RefSeq and is a predicted model, not a curated record. Gene Ontology annotation, biological process: regulation of AMPA receptor activity; regulation of short-term neuronal synaptic plasticity.
CGCCCGCCGCCGCGUCCUCUCCCCGGCCGGCGGGAGGCGGCGGCUCUCUCAUGCCGCCCGCCUCGCCCCCUGCUCUGAAUCUCUGCCUGUCGGCCGAUCUGGAGAGAAACGGGGAGGGGGUACGUCCCCUCGCACUUUUAUUUUUCACCCACUUCUUUUUUUCUUCCCUUUUUUGCCUUCCCUCCAUUACGCCCCCCUUCUCCCCAGCCCAUUUCUCCUCCAUCGGGACUCUUCGGCGGCCAUGCGGCCGGUCCUGGGCGAGCGGCUCUAACUCGUCUCCUCGCCCAGAUGGCCCCCCGGAGCCGCGGGCGCAUGGAGCCGAGCUACGUCGUGGGUAUCUGCUGCCUGGUGCUGCUGGAGCCGGGCCGGGUGUGGAGCGGCGAGCCCAGCACCGGGGGGUCCGGGGAGAGCGGGAACAGCAGCCAGGCUCCGCCGCCGGAGACCACGGUCCCCGCGCCCACCGGAGCGGCACCACCGGGGGGAGACCGCUGCCGCGGGUACUACGACGUGAUGGGGCAGUGGGACCCGCCGUUCAACUGCAACGCCGGCAUCUACCAGUACUGCUGCGGGACCUGCGGGUACCGCUUCUGCUGCCAGUUCAAGCCCGGGCGGCUGGACCAGAGCGGCUGCUCCAACUACGACACCCCCAACUGGGUCAACACGGGCCAGCCGCCUGCCCGUGUGGACGAGACCCCCGAGGACCCCACUCGUGACAAGACCAACAUGAUCGUCUACAUCAUCUGCGGUGUGGUGGCCAUCAUGGUGCUGGUGGGCAUCUUCACCAAGCUGGGCCUGGAGAAGGCACAGGGUCCCCAGACAGAGAUGACCGUCUCCAGGACACUAACAGAUCUGCUGAAGCAGCCAGGCCACAGCCCCUCUGAGAACAUGGACAGCCUCAUGGGGGGUGUGCAGGUCCCACUGAGUGAGGGGCUGGCCCGGGGGCCCCCCAGAAACAGCACAGACAAGCCACCCUUGAACAAUGCGGUGGCCAUUGCCCCCUCACUGGGGCGGCCGCACAGCCAUGGCAAGCGCCUGCCGCUGGCCAGCAGCUUGGCUCUCUCAGCCCCGGACUACACUUCCUACACCACCCUCAAGGUUGGAGAGAGCGCCUCCGAGGACUUCUACCGGCGGUUCGGGGGCCUGGAGCCACCCCCCGCCAGCACACUGACCUUCCCAGCCGAGGGCCCGGUGCUGGCCGAGGGCUGCCCCCUGCCCAAGGGCCCCAAGGUACCAGGGGCUCUGGCCUUCCCGGGGGGCUGGGAGGGGGCCCCGCACCGCGGCCCCCGCCGGCCGGGCCUGGCCACCCUGCGCCCUGAGGGGCCCCCCGAGGCCUUCGGCCCCUCCACCUCGCUCUACGGGCAGCACUCCCGGCACCUCGCCACCAACAGCAAGACCGAGGUCACCGUCUGACGGCCGUGCCAUGGGGGGCUGGGGCUGCCCCUCAGGCGGGACUCGCUGCCACCGGGGGCAGCCCACCGGAGGAGAGCAUCACAGGACUUACACAAACUGCAGCACUGGCCAGAGCGGGAUGCGCUGCCCAGAUUUCCAGCUGCUGCGCUUCAGCAUCGAGGAGGCACUUGGGGACUCAUCCAGACAAGUCUUCAGGCGUUCUUAGCCCAUGUCCUGAAGAGGAUGAGCUGGGGACACACUGGCAGAGCCGUACCCUGCUCAGGGGAUGGGGGCCAAUGCUGGACAGACUGGAAACAGAUCCUGCUGGGGCCAGGCACUCCCACCUGGCUCCUCGGAGGAGAUGCGGGGAAGAGCAAUUGACUCAAAGCAUCACCCCCAUGCUGCCAGCACAGCCCGAGCAGCCCCUUCCCUCCACAGCCUCCUCCCUUCCCCACUGCCCCAGCCUCCACCUUGUCAAUAAAUAACACAUUAAACUGUC